Molecule: messenger RNA, 4610 nt
Organism: Labrus mixtus (cuckoo wrasse)
Lineage: Eukaryota; Metazoa; Chordata; Actinopteri; Labriformes; Labridae
Exons: 13
Coding region: 745-3144 (799 amino acids)
Source: RefSeq, a predicted model, not a curated record
GUGAUGAGCUGUUCCCUCUCUCAUAUUGACCUUUCGAUACUUUCGAUUUCAGAACGAUAUCAUGUCAGAUAUUUAAAUGAGUGAUGGUAUCGAAAAGGGCCAAAUCUUUAUGAAUUACAGAUCUUAAGUCACAUGUAGAGCGCUGUCUAAAGAUGUUGCCAUCGUAUUUGUGCUAUUUAAAGAUUUAUUUUUCAGGGCUUUAUUUGAUUAGACAGCGGACAGAGUAGGAACCCGGGGAGAGAGUGUGGAGGGGGUGGAGCCACAGGUUGGUAUCGAAUCAGGCCAACAGCUUUGACGACUAUAGCCCGCAUGCACGUGGCACAGCCUAACCACCAAGCCACCUGCACCCCCUAAUAUUUGUGCCAUAGUACCCCCCUUUUAGACAGCUUUUGCGAAAGUGCCGUCACUAAUGUCAGCCUUCAUAAAGUCUUUGUACGUUUAUGUUGAUUACACAGCGGCGGGAUAUUGGUGUGUCAGUCUGUGAGUUUCAACGUUGAGGAAGAGCACAGCACAGCAGGAGCUCCUCAUAUACACAAAGUCAGACAUGCACACACAGUGCUGCGCUCCACAGCUGCCUCAGCUGAUCCUGUCUUCCCUCUCUGUUACUACCUCUGAAUAACCAUAACCCAUAACGCCUGCUGACAUCUAGAUUAAAGGCGAAAUGUCUCAGGGGUGUAAGUCUCAGCAGUCUGAACAGGGUUUCAUUACGUAGGCUUUAGACAGAGUGCAGGAUCUUUUCCCACAAUGUUUGGUAAUUUAAAACAAGUAAUUACUCCAAUAAUAUUGUUUGUCCAGGAUCUUUAUUUUUGUUUACAUGGUUUUGAAACAGGUAUCGAUAUCAUUAGAUUUUUUUUGACUCGUCUCACAUAUAUCCACCUAACAGUGACGGAGGAGGAUGUGAAGAGGCUGAUCGAGUUCAGGGCGUCCAACGAGGCUCUGUUCACCGGGAAGAGAAACUCUGCAAAGAUAGCGUGGAGCACCAUCCUGAGGGGUCUGGGUCUGGAAGGGAAGCUGACUGCAGAUCAGAUCGCCAAAAAGUGGGACAACCUGCGGACCAAAUAUAAGGACCUGAAGCAGCCCUAUCAGGGUCAGGACCACAUCGGGGGUGUGGUGGAGUCGUGGCCCUGGUUCCACAUCAUGGAUGAAGCCAUGCAGGGUCGCCUCUUCAACAGCAACCUGGUGCUGUGCCCAGAGAACGGCAACAACGCCGCUCAUCGCUGUAACAACCAGCAGAGCCAGGCGCAGGAGAACACAGACAUCCUGGAGUUCCUCAUCAAAACCGAGAUGGACGACACGGUGGCGGCAGAAACCGCAGAGAAUGAUGGGACGGUUCACACAGACGCUCAGCCUGUUGAGGGCGUCCCCAUGGGCUGGAGGAGGAUGAGCGAGUGCUCGUACAAAAUGAGUGAACCAGAAACCGAGCGGAUGAUCAAACUCCGAGCUGCAAACGAAGCGCUCUUCACCGGCAGGAAACAUUCAGCCAAACCGGCGUGGAGAGCCAUCCUGUAUGAGCUGGGGCUUCAGGGGAAACUGACCACAGACCAGUUAGCCAAAAAGUGGGACAACCUGAAGAGGAGAUACAAGGAGCUGAAGUUUCCGGCUCGAGGCGUGGAGACCAACCCGAGCUCCUGGCCCUGGUUCUACAGAAUGAACGACGCCAUGGAGGGCCGAUUCAUGGGGGCGGCGCCCAUCCUCACGCCUAUCGUGGAGGACGAAGACGAGGACUGCGAGCCACUGUCGCCCACGCCGAAGAAGCGAGCGAGGCGGAGCCGAGGGGGCAUGGCUGAGUUCCUGACGGAGUCCGAGAUGGACCUGCUGGUGGAUACCGAAGAGAAGAACGGAUCCACGGCGCUGGGAGAACUGCACCGCAUGGCUGAGUUCUCGUACAAAUUGACCGAAGACGACACCAGGCGACUGAUCGAGCUACGAGCUGCUAACGAGUCUCUGUUCACCGGGAGGAGGAACACCGCCAAACCAGCCUGGAGGGGGAUCGUGAAGGAGAUGGGUCUGACGGGGAAGAUCACACCCGACCAGGUGGCCAAAAAGUGGGACAACCUCAAGACAAAGUUCAAGGACCUGAAGUUUCCUCCGCGGGGGAUGGAGGGUCAGACUAACCCCGCCUCCUGGCCCUGGUUCCAGCUGAUGAGCGACGCUCUCGAAGGACGGCUGGCGGGAAAAGCUCCUAGAGUGACGCCAGUUUGGAGCAGCGAGGAGGACGGCGUGUUCGUCUCAUCUCCGCCCCCCGACAGAGACUGUUUGAUGGCAGAGAGGGGCAGCGUGUCGGAGCUGGAGAGCAUGGUGGGCGGGGACAACACAGAGGCCGAUGGGAAUGUGACGUACAUCGACGCCAGCGGAGAGGAGUGUUCGACCCCUUCGGACCUCUCCUAUAAGAUGACAGAUCAGGACACCAGGAGGAUGAUUAAACUCCGAGCUGCCAACGAGGCGCUCUUCACUGGAAGGAGGAACGCUGCCAAAGCUGCCUGGAAAGCCAUCCUGAAGGAGCUCGGCCUGCAGGGGAAAGUCUCCACCUACCAGAUGGCAAAGAAAUGGGACAACCUGAAGAGAAGAUAUAAGGAUCUGAAGUAUCCUCCGGUUGGGAUGGAGAGCGUAGCAGACGGCUCCUCCUCCUGGCCGUGGUUUCAUCUGAUGAAUGAAGCGAUGGAGGGCCGUCUGGCGGGCAGCGCCCCCCUUCUCACACCUGUCACCCUGGACGAGGAUCAGCAACCAGAACACACCCCCAGACAUCGCUCCCGCUCCGCCCCUCCCCCUCCUCCCUCAGUCACCUCGGACUACGCACAGGAGGCUUUUGUUGACGGCGUGGAUCAGAACCAGCGGGGCCCGGAGGUGUGUGAGGGGCCGCUGGUAGGACUGGAGAGGGAGUGGGAGGUGGUGGAGAGGGAGCGGGCGGCUCUGGAGCGAGAGAGGGAGAUGGUGGAGCGAGAUAGGGCAUCAGUGGAGAGAGAGAGGACGGCUGUGCAGGCGGAGCGGCUGUGGUUGGAGAGGGAGCGGGCGGCGGUGGAGCGGGACAGAACAAUGGUGGAGCAGGAGCGAGCGACGCUGGGGAGAGAGAGGGAGGUGCUAGACCAGAGAGCGUUGAUGCUAAACUCUGUAGGACACGCGGGACACCUCAACGCCCUCAUGUAGACCAGCACGCCACAGGGACAAGGAGCGUCUCCAUAGAAACUGACCGGUCUGUGGUGGAGGUGUGGCCCUCCUGUCAGGAGGAGUAACUCUCGCUGACGGAGCUCAGAGGAGGUCUGAGGUGGAGAGACGAUGUUUGUCUUCCACACAGAGACGCUGCAGGACGGAGAGCUGCACAAUUCAAAGCUUGAUCAUCUCGAUCAGGAUUUAUGCUCCACAUGUCGAGUGUAGAUUAGAGACAGAUUAUUUAUGGACUUUCAAUAAGAAGGGAAAUAUUCUGUGUGUCUGUGAAGAGAUGCUGGAAGAUGAAAGUGCCUUAAACCUUCCUGUGACUGACAGGCCGCUGCCAUGGCGACCUGAGAAAUAUAUCAUUUAGUGUCAACCAACAGCAUGCGACACGAGCGAGCGUUUUCAGUAUCAUAGACAUGAACGAGGAACCAGGGAGCUUCACGUGCCCGCUUGUUUUACAAGAUGGUGAAGCCUUUAUAUCACUUCCAUGACUGAAAUGUUCUUUGAGUUGUGUCAUCACAAAGCAAAACUUGAUUCAGCUCACCGCCGUCAGCAGCUCUUCAAUUCAAAGCACCACACUUCAUUUCUCCACCUUCAAAAUAAAAGCACCACAUGUUCCACUGUUCACAAGGGGAAACUGAAAAUCACAGAGCGGGCGUCUGAUGCUGUGUGAAAUCGUCUGAACCUGUGAGGACUCACCUGUAUGAGGACUCACCUGUAAGAGGACCCACCUGUAUGAGGACCCACCUGUAUGAGGACCCACCUGUAUGUGGACUAACCUGUAAGAGGACUCACCUGUAAGAGGACUCACCUGUGUGAGGACUCACCUGAAUGAGGACUCACCUGUAAGAGGACUCGCCUGUAUGAGGACUCACCUGAAUGAGGACUCACCUGUAAGAGGACUUGCCUGUUGUCAUGUGAGCCCCUGUGGACUGCGUUGAUGUGCGUUCAGGUGUUUGUCGUCGUUUGUUUUGGCUCCACUUUUCUAUUUAUUCAAAAACACGUUCUGUUGUGUUUUUAUUUUCACAAAGACGCUUCUUCGUGUUUGUUCACACCUGAGUCACGUGACGAAUCUCUCUGUCUAUCCGGAGACUUUUUGAACGUGUAAAAAAAGAAAUUCCCGAUUUUUAACUUUUCUGAAGUUUUUGCUUUUUGUUUCUGCUUCCUGUCGGGAUGAAGCUGACUCACAUCUCUCUUCUGUUGCCUUAUUUUAUAUUUAUUUCAUAUGUUCGACGACUUCACUCGUUUCUUGUUGUGUUGCAGAAGGUUCUGUUUUAACCAAUCACAGGUGAGCUUGUGAAAGAGGGUGUAGCCAAUAGGACGAGUCGAAACUACAAAACAAAAUAUCAACAUGAGAUUAAAAAAAUACUCUGAUGUUUCACAAAUGACUUUGACAUCAUGUUUUUAAUGUUUGUUUGUCAACCAAAUUAAAAAUGUCAACAGGUCAAUAGAACUACAAA